Molecule: messenger RNA, 1229 nt
Organism: Phasianus colchicus (ring-necked pheasant)
Lineage: Eukaryota; Metazoa; Chordata; Aves; Galliformes; Phasianidae
Source: RefSeq, a predicted model, not a curated record
UCCUUUUCUGCCCUAGUAAAUUGUUUUCUAUUGCAACCCAUGAGUUUUGCAUUCUCUUGGUUGAUUCUCACACAGUGCACCAAGAGUGGGGUCAGUGAGUGAAGGGCUGUGUGGUGCUGAGCUGCUGGCAGCUGACAGCACUGCAGUCCUUGUGGUGCCAAAAGUGGGACCCAAAGGGUGCAGAUCCCGACGCACCACUGAAGCCACGUGUGCUGUGUUUGGCAUCCCAUGGGGGACACCACACGAGGCAUGGGCUGACAGAACUUUGGGGACAGUCAGUGACACUUGAGGGGUGAUCGCCUGCGUGGGACACACAAACAGGGUCUGUGUGCAAUGCCCUGUGUGUGUCAGCCAAUUGAGGACAAAGCAUUGUCACCACAAAUGGGGGAAAUUUGUCACGAGGUGGUGACAUCAUGGCAUCCUGUCCCCAAGGGGAAAUGAGAUUGCCUCUCCGGCCACUUCCUGACCCCACUGCAGUCUCUCUGUCCCAGAGCUGCUCCUGCCUCAUGGCAACAAUGGCGCUGGUCCUCAUCCUGGGUUGGUGGCUGGUGGCAGCGAGCAGGGCACAGGAACUGCCCAGACCCUCCCUGUCACUGCACCCCAGCCAGGGGGUGUCCCUGGGGGUCACUGUCACCCUGCGCUGCCACCUGCCCCGAAUGCGUGCCUGGGUCCAGCUCUGGUUGAAUGGAACUCUCAAAUCUGACAAGCAAAAAGACAAGGAGCAGGAUACAGCUGAGUUCUCCUUUGCUGUCACAAACCUGGAAGAUGCAGGGACAUAUCAGUGUCGGUACCAGGUGUCAGAACCCCUGUGGACAUCAGAGAGGAGUGAGCCCGUGGAGCUGGUGCUGACAGGUGAGGGCACUAUGGACACCCGCUGGCCCUGGUGUCUUCUCCUCCCUGCAUGCAAACCGCAGCUUCCCCCAACUCAGCAUUUCCCUGAGCCCAGGGAACAUGUGGCAAUGGGGACUGAUGUCACCACCCACCGCUGGAAUGGGGGUCAUGGUGGCACAUUCCUCCUGCACACAGCUGAAUGCUCGGACCCUAUCCUGAACCAGGAUCCCACUGGGAAUACUGUGGGUGGGGUACAGAAACCCACACCCACUCAGGGGGGACUCUGGCCUCUGCCAGCACCAGUACAAAAUCCUACAACCCCAAGGAUCACACAUUUGUGUCCUCACCCCUAGGGGACAGAAUGUUGUUGGAGGUGACACCCACACCUGCAACCCCAG